Sander lucioperca (pikeperch) is the source of this 2733-nucleotide messenger RNA. RefSeq names its product AP-2 complex subunit mu-A. Gene Ontology annotation, biological process: clathrin-dependent endocytosis; intracellular protein transport. Bases 357 to 1694 code for a protein of 445 amino acids. Gene Ontology annotation, cellular component: cytoplasmic vesicle; AP-2 adaptor complex. Gene Ontology annotation, molecular function: clathrin-cargo adaptor activity. The record is from RefSeq and is a predicted model, not a curated record. Lineage: Eukaryota; Metazoa; Chordata; Actinopteri; Perciformes; Percidae. The transcript is spliced from 14 exons.
AAUCAUAAACAUAACUAUUAAUGAAAUACCAUUAACCAAGGACAGUAGCCUUUGUAGCUUAUCACCACAAGGCCUGGGUGCGGUUUACACAUCGCUCCAGCCGCGCCUUUUCCUGUCACAACGGAACGGUUGUGCGUAAGGACGGCGGGUCAGCUGACAGCUAUCAGAGGACCAGGAGGAAGGAGCGGAAUUAGCGGGUGUGUGAACUGGGAACCUACUGGAUCCUGACAUAAGCUAUAUCCGAGGCCAAACCGGGAGCGAAAGAUUGGUGGCGUUCGUGAGAGAACUAGGUCUCUGGCUCUUCUCAGGCGGGGUUUGGUUUCACCAUGGCCAGUUGGGACUGAGAAGCAGCCACAAUGAUCGGAGGAUUGUUCAUCUACAACCACAAGGGGGAGGUUCUCAUCUCCAGGGUCUACCGAGAUGACAUUGGGAAUAGGCGUAACGCGGUGGAUGCGUUCCGCGUGAACGUGAUUCACGCCCGGCAGCAGGUUCGAUCCCCGGUGACCAACAUUGCCCGAACCAGCUUCUUCCAUGUCAAGCGCUCCAACAUCUGGUUGGCGGCCGUCACCAAGCAGAAUGUCAACGCCGCCAUGGUGUUUGAGUUCCUUUACAAGAUGUGUGACGUCAUGACGGCCUACUUUGGCAAGAUCAGCGAGGAGAACAUCAAGAACAACUUUGUGCUCAUCUACGAGCUGCUGGACGAGAUUCUGGACUUUGGAUACCCCCAGAACUCAGAGACCGGAGCUCUGAAGACCUUCAUCACCCAGCAGGGCAUCAAGGGACAGCACCAGACAAAAGAGGAGCAGUCUCAGAUCACCAGCCAGGUGACGGGGCAGAUCGGCUGGCGUCGUGAAGGCAUCAAGUAUCGCCGCAAUGAGCUUUUCCUCGACGUACUGGAGAGUGUCAACCUGCUCAUGUCCCCACAAGGCCAGGUCCUGAGCGCCCACGUGUCGGGCCGAGUAGUUAUGAAGAGCUACCUGAGCGGAAUGCCCGAAUGCAAAUUUGGCAUGAACGACAAGAUUGUCAUCGACAAGCAGGGCAAGGGAGCAGCAUCUGAUGACGCAGGGAAGAGUGAUUUAGGGGGAGGAAGCAGUGGGAAGCAGUCCAUAGCCAUCGACGACUGCACUUUCCACCAGUGUGUGCGCCUCAGUAAGUUUGACUCGGAGCGUAGCAUCAGCUUCAUCCCCCCCGAUGGAGAGUAUGAGCUCAUGAGGUAUCGCACCACUAAAGACAUCAUCCUGCCGUUCCGAGUUAUUCCUCUGGUCAGGGAGGUUGGCCGCACUAAACUGGAGGUUAAGGUGGUCAUCAAGUCCAACUUUAAACCCUCGCUGCUGGCCCAGAAGAUCGAGGUGCGUAUCCCGACGCCCCUCAACACCAGCGGCGUGCAGGUGAUUUGUAUGAAGGGAAAAGCCAAGUACAAGGCCAGUGAGAACGCCAUUGUCUGGAAGAUCAAACGCAUGGCUGGGAUGAAGGAGUCUCAGAUCAGUGCUGAGAUCGAGCUGCUGCCAACCAACGAUAAGAAGAAAUGGGCCAGGCCUCCCAUCUCUAUGAACUUUGAGGUUCCUUUUGCUCCCUCUGGUCUGAAGGUGCGCUACUUGAAGGUGUUUGAGUCCAAGCUCAACUACAGUGACCACGACGUCAUCAAAUGGGUGCGGUACAUCGGCCGCUCGGGCAUCUACGAAACGCGCUGCUAAAGUUGAACUCCCUUCAGGCAGCGAACUGACCACUUUCCUCCCAUAUUUCCUGUUUUUUCUUCUGCCCCCUUCCUUUGUCUCUCUCUCUCUCUCUCUCUCUCUCCAUCCCUCAGUCCUUAUAGCUUCUCUCAUACACCCCACACCCCCCUUCGCCCCUUCCUAAGUAGGUGUUGGAGAUUGAAUUUACAUCGUUAAAAAAAAAAAGUGAAUAUGAUAUAAUGCACAGAUUAUAUGCAAAAUGUGAACCAUUGUAUCAUAUAUAUCUUCGUAGUGAUGAGUAAACCUGUAAACCAACUGGUGUCCGAAAGGAAAAAGACAAGUGAUGCAGACGUGGACCAGGGGGAGAGGUCUGGAGGCGCCUUUGGUGUCUUUUGGGGGGGGUGCUCUCUUGUGUUUAUUCAGUGUUAUUAUUCUACUAUCUACUCUCCAGUUUGAAGUCCCACAAGUCCUAGAGGUAAUCCCUGGUAAGAUGAUUUGUAGCGGUUGUGGUUUAAAUGGAUCCCGAUGUAGUUCCUGUGUAUGAACUCCUGUCUCCGUAGAGCCCCUUUUAAAAUCGAGAUGCAUCGUCUGAUUCCGUAUUGUAGGCUGACUGAUAUUUGAUCUGUUUAUUUUUUUUUUUAGGGAACGAUCAUUUGAAUCGAAAGUCUCAAUUCCAAGUCUCUCAUGGCUAGUUGGUAAAGAGAAGGAAUUGAUAGUGACCAAGCUGUUUUUGUGCUAUCUGGAGUUUCUUUCCCUUGCUAUUUUUCCACCAUUAGUUUUACCAGCGUUCACUAAGUAAAGUUAAAGCAUAGCGGAACACUCUGUCAUCAUCCCGUUAAGCUAGUUUGUGACCCAAAUGUCCCGUUCCCGAAGCACCAAGAUCUUCUUUGUCACACUUAUUUGUUUUGUUUCAAAGAUGCUUUGGGGAAAUGUGGCACUGGGAGAGUGUGUUUGCAGUGAGGUGAGGUCUCCCCCUGGUGUUUGUCUCGUCACUGUCUGCUUCUUCAUGUUUGUAGCCCUGGUGACCGUUCUGUCCAGUAAAAUCUGACUAUGUAACCAA